AAAUCAAAUAUUUUAUAAUAAUUGAGUUAUGUUUCAUUAAAAUCGCCGAUUAAACAAAUAUUAACUCGUAAUUAAUACUAAUUAACCUGCCGAAAACUCGAUUGCAAUAUAAGUGCAAUAAAGUAAAUAAAAGGUGGUUACGUAACGAUAAUCGUCAUCGUAAUCUGUUCGUUAUACUCAAGUCUAAGGUUAAUAUGUAAAUACAAAGAUAGAGACCACAAGCAAGUCAUCGUUAUAUCAAUAAUAUAAUAGAAUAUCUAUAGACGUUGAUAUCCCCACCUAAAAGGCUUCCAAUCCCUGUUGUCAUUUUAUGAAGUGCGCGGCUUUAGUCAUUUGGUGAAAACUGUUACCUGGAAGAGGUUAAAGUUCUAAUAGAAGCUUUUCUCUUGUUCAUUUAAGUUCAUUAUCGAAUGAUGCGUUGACGUGUCAUGGCACCAAAUUACAGUAAAUACGUUACCAAAAACAAUGCUAUUUUAGCAGCCAGCGCGGCAACUUUAUUAUGGAUUUUAACCAAAAAGCGAAAAUCAAAAGGAGCUCUAAAGAAAUCAUCUGAUGUUGACCUCGAAGAUGAAGUAAAAUAUUUGAUUUCUGAUAAGAAAGAGACUGUCGCAAAAGCACAAGUAGAUAAACAAUUUUUGAAACAAAUUUCCGCAUUGAUUAAAAUUGCUGUACCAUCAUGGAGAUCACCAGAAGCCGGAUUAUUAUUCUUAAUUGCUGUGAGUUUGGUAGCAAGGUCAGCUUGCGAUAUUUGGAUGAUCAGUUAUGGAACUAUGAUAGAAAGCGCAAUAGUUUCAAGCAACAGAUCGUUAUUCAUGCGCCGCUUAUUCGUAUUUCUCUGCGCCAUGCCGAUAAUUUCGGUUGUAAAUAACACCCUAAAAUAUUCAAUAGGCGAAUUAAAAAUUCGUUUACGCAACAAUAUGACUCGCCGUCUUUACAAUGACUAUCUAAAAGGUUUCACCUAUUAUCGUAUGUCGAAUUUAGACAAUCGAAUCGCAAACGCUGAUCAACUUUUAACGACCGAUGUAGAUAAAUUCUGCGAAAGUAUAGCCGAGCUAUACUGUAACACUGCAAAACCAAUCUUGGAUAUUGGUAUUUACGUUUAUAGAUUAACAGCAACGUUAGGUGGAAGUACUCCAUUGGCGAUGUUGUCUUAUCUUCUUAUUUCUGGUGUGAUUUUAACUCAUUUAAGACGCCCUACAGGUAAAAUGACGGCGACAGAACAAAAAUUAGAAGGAGAAUAUAGACAUAUAAACGCUAGAUUGAUUACUUAUUCGGAAGAAGUAGCUUUUUAUAAUGGAAAUGAUCGCGAAAAGGUCACUUUAAUGGCUAGUUUUAAUAAGUUGCUGAAUCAUUUAAGAAAGUUUUUACAAUUUAGAGUAUUUAUGGGGGUUAUUGAUAAUAUCGUAGCGAAAUAUUUUGCCAGCGUUGUUGGUUUUUGGGUGGUUUCCAGACCGUUUUUAUCAACGGAUCAUGAGUUAUCUAAUAUGGGACAAAACGAACGUUCAAGAUUAUAUUAUACUUACGGAAGAAUGUUAGUUAAAUUGGCUGAGGCUAUAGGAAGGUUAGUUUUAGCUGGACGAGAAUUAACCCGUUUAGCAGGUUUUACAUCGCGCGUUACUCAAUUAAGAGAAGUUUUGGACGACUUAAACGCUGGAAAAUACAAAAGAACCAUGGUAAAAGGAUCGGAAAAUUUAAAUAUAAACGGUGGGAAAUUAAUUUUUAAAGAUAACGUUAUUAAAUUCGAUAAAGUUCCUUUAAUAACGCCCAAUGGAGACGUUUUAAUCAAAGAAUUAUCGUUUGAAGUACGUUCAGGAAUGAAUGUUUUAGUUUGUGGACCAAACGGAUCAGGAAAAUCAUCGUUAUUUAGAAUACUUGGUGAACUUUGGCCAUUAUUCGGCGGUGAAUUAACGAAACCUCCUAGAGGAAAACUAUUUUAUAUCCCUCAAAAACCUUACAUGACCUUGGGAAGUUUGAGAGAUCAAAUUAUUUAUCCACAUUCCAACGCAGACGCUAAAAAGCGCAAUGUCACCGAUGAGGAACUAAUUGGACAUUUAAAAUUGGUUCAACUUGAAUAUUUAUUGAAACGCGAACACGGUUUGGACGCGGUUGCCGAUUGGUUAGAUGUUUUAAGUGGUGGUGAAAAGCAAAGAAUUGCUAUGGCACGUCUAUUUUAUCAUGCUCCACAAUUUGCAAUUUUGGAUGAAUGUACAAGUGCGGUUUCUGUUGAUGUUGAAGGAAGUAUGUAUAAAUAUUGUAGGGAAGUUGGGAUUACAUUGUUUACAGUGUCCCACCGAAAAUCUUUGUGGCAACACCACGAACAUGUUUUGUAUUUAGACGGACGUGGAGAUUAUACUUUUAAACUUAUUGAUCCAACAACCGAAGAAUUUGGUUCAUAAGAUUUAAAUUAUUAAUUCAUUUUAACUAGCUAAUUUUAUUUUUAAUUUUAUUAUUGGAACCAAUUUGUUUUUAUCUUCGUUAAGUCAUUUUUAGUAAAUAAUUAAUAAAUUCAUUUCUAUGUAUAUUUUUGAAAUAUUUCAUACAAAAAGAACAAAUUAAAAUUUAUAUUUACACUUGAAAUAUAAUACAUUUGGUUGUGAUUUUGCAAUAAAAAAGAAAAUUAUUAA
Messenger RNA from Onthophagus taurus, 2624 nucleotides. It is a transcript of the gene Pmp70, whose product is annotated as ATP binding cassette subfamily D member Pmp70. Lineage: Eukaryota; Metazoa; Arthropoda; Insecta; Coleoptera; Scarabaeidae. The record is from RefSeq and is a predicted model, not a curated record. Gene Ontology annotation, cellular component: peroxisomal membrane. Gene Ontology annotation, molecular function: long-chain fatty acid transmembrane transporter activity; ATP hydrolysis activity; ABC-type transporter activity. Gene Ontology annotation, biological process: very long-chain fatty acid catabolic process; fatty acid beta-oxidation; long-chain fatty acid import into peroxisome.